GACGAGCCCUGUGAAGCAGCGGUGAGCGCCGGCUGGCUUGCAGUACAGAGAUGUGAGGAAUUAUUUGCCAUGACACUAAAUCGGUAUCUGGACAGGCCAGGGCGAUGAAUAGCCGGAGAUCCUCCACUGCAGUCCGAGUCCAAUCACUCUGUCUGGGGGGCUGACCACUUACUCAGAGUGCUUGAGUUCUAACCAUGGUACCCAUCAUGGAGGGCACACACACUGUGUUGCUCCUCUACGCACCCAUCUACGAGCUAAGCAACAUCAGCCUGUAUUUCCCCAAGAGGCGGGCCUCGGGCUUCAAGUACAAGAGCCGCGCCCCUCAUCCAGCAAGAGCCUGUAAUGACCAUGACUGUGGAAAGGAGGAUCCCGCCGUGUCCAAACAAAGAGGCCAGUCUUCCGGCUACUCGGGCGAACUCCUCAUCAACCAGCAGGCAACAAAGGAGGCGAUCGCAGAGCUCUGCUGGCUUGUAGCGGAGCACCACCAGUUUCUGGCGGAUCUCUUAUCGCUGUGUAGGGAUUGCGCCAUCAAAGUCAGGAUGGGUAACCAGGAUGGGAAGCUCCAGGAUUACAUGGAGGGUCAGGAGGUUCACCUCGGAGGUCAGGUCCUCAGCAGCAGCAGCGGCGGCUAUUCUCUCACGGUGUCUCCAGAUAAUAAGAGAGCUACAUCCAAGAGCAAAAAGCUGAAGAAGUUGGGAGGCAAGAAGCUUUACAGCGCCGAGGAUAUCCUGCACAGUAAGAUGAAGAAGAAAGUUAAGAGUGGAUCUUCAUCUAAUGCGCGUCCUUCUCACAACAAUGCGUCCACAUGUUCAGCCUCAGUUACGCAGCAGGUCCCAGGUACCUCGGCCUCUGGCCAUGUCACUGACAGCCCAGUCACCGGCUCCUACGUCAGUGCAGUCAGUAAUCCCAUCCUGCCCGUGGAGGAACCCUUCCAGAUCACUCGUGAGGGUUGGGACUUCAUGGAGGACAGCCAGACCUUUGACCCCGACAUCGACUUCUGCAACGACUUCUCAGAGUACGACGGCGAGCUGGGUUACGAGUCAUCAUUCUGCAGCCUGAUGGAGGGUCUGACUCGGCGGGAAAGCGGGAGCAACCUUCGCCCAGUUAAGAGGUCCGAUUCCCUGGGCGAGACAGUUUCUCAGAAUGGAUUGGCAGCCAUGUCGGCUCAGCAGCUGUAUGGCGAAAUCAACCAGAAUAAUAAAGGGGUGAGGGUGGUGGCCAAAGUGCAGGAUGUGGACGGGAGAGUGCUACAUGUCAACCAUACAGGCGCCGACAGGGCAGGGCCAGGCAUGCUACAUUCAGGGACUAGCGGCUGCCAGCAGGGGUAUGGAGAGUGGAGAGUCAUUAGAGAAAAGGCCGGUAAGAAGCUCUAUGAGGGGCUACGUUUACCCCUAUCGCAUACCACCGAACCUCACCCCCAGCCAAAUACCACAGAAAGAGCCCUUCUUCACCAUCUCUCGCUGGGGUCUUCAACACGUCUUUCCCUGCCUCCAACAGUCCUCAGAGCAUGUCCCCAGUCCUGUCCCCUCUGUCCUCCAAGCGGGUGAGCCCUCAGCUCAACCACCGCAUCGUUCUGCUCUCGGAUAAGGAUGUGGACCACGAGCAAGACAGCUCCAGUAACACAGAUGAGCCCCAAAUCUUCUC
Messenger RNA from Anoplopoma fimbria (sablefish), 1644 nucleotides. RefSeq lists its product as uncharacterized. The record is from RefSeq and is a predicted model, not a curated record. Lineage: Eukaryota; Metazoa; Chordata; Actinopteri; Perciformes; Anoplopomatidae. The transcript is spliced from 2 exons. Bases 195 to 1547 code for a protein of 450 amino acids.